Molecule: messenger RNA, 2973 nt
Organism: Daldinia decipiens
Lineage: Eukaryota; Fungi; Ascomycota; Sordariomycetes; Xylariales; Hypoxylaceae
Exons: 3
Coding region: 1-2973 (990 amino acids)
Source: RefSeq, a predicted model, not a curated record
AUGAAUCGUGGAAGAGUCCGUCGAAGAGAAGACGAUGGCGUCGACCCCUUGUCGCUGGAUGCGUUCAACCCUCGGAUAACUGGCUUCAGGCCAGAUACAGUUUGGAAUUAUUAUUUUAUCGAAAACCGCCUUCCAGAGCUUGCCCAGUGGCGUAGGAGAUACUAUCCUACCAGCCCGAGCUGCGAUUGGUGUAUGGUCUACAACCAGUACUGCAAUUUCCCCCAGGGGUGUGCGCAAUGCCAGGCCGCCAAUCGACCGUGUACCGGCGCUCCCGCCCCUAUGUCGAUGGGGUACCCCCAGCCUGCGCCGUACGCCCAACCUACACCGUUCGGCCAGCCCGUGCCGGCCGCUCAGCCUCAGCGAUACUCGCUGCCGUAUGCGCAACCGCAACCGCAACCGCAACCGGCCGCUCAGCCUGAGCUGUUCGACGAUAGGUUCAUCGACCCGCGUCUGCUCGAGCAUGAUCGGCAGCAGCAGCAGGGAGGAGCUCAAGCUCAAGCUCAAGCUCAACCGCAGCCGCAGCCGCUAUCAUACUCGGAGGGAUACGCUCAGGCGUUCAAUAAUUCCGCUGUUCCCGCAGGGACGGGAGGAAUAGAUCUGGGGCAAUCGUCGUAUACUGCUGGUCUUGUGGGUACCGUGUAUGACCCUAACAGACCGGAUGCAAGCAGUUCUACUCUGCCGCCUCCAGGAGGCUUCGGCCUAAGUCUUAAUCCCGUGCCGGAUCCUUCGUAUGGCUAUGGUUCUGGUUUUGAAUCUGGCUAUACUUCUGGAUCUAGAUUUGGAUUUGGAUUUGGGUUUGGAUUUAGUUUUUUCCCUGAGAGUAUCCCCAGUUAUGACCCAUCCACGGCCCCUAGCUAUUUCCCUGAUCCAGCUCCGGCCCCAGCUCCUCUUUAUCCCGAUCUGGCUGUUGCUCCUACUCCCGCAGAUUUCACUCAGAACCCUGCCCCUGCUGCUGGCCCAUCAACCCGUAAUAGGGACGACGAUUUUAUUACCCCCCAGCGGCGAGCUGGUUUGCCAGCUAAUUGGGUAAACUGCUGGCCGUCGGGCACUCGUCCACCUUCAACGGACCUUGCUGGGAAUCCGAUCAACGAAUGCGACGCCUGUCGCGCAGAUCGCCCCGGCUACCCUUGCGACGCUUGGAUAGGAGUGUCUCCAGGGGUUGGUUGCACUCACUGCAAGAAGGGUGACAGGACUUGUCGUUGGGGCGACGUACGUCUGGCUCCGCGACCUGACGGCCUGACGGAGCCGAUAAGUUGUGAUCGAUGUACGAGAUUAGACAUAUUGGGUUGUUCCUGGCGGAAUAGACCGAGUGGUGUUCCCUAUGAGGAGUGUACAAGCUGUGUGCGUGCUAACCAGCCGUGCUCCCACGGGUUUCUAGGAGGCUCGCCGGGUUUGUAUCCCAGGUAUCUUCUUGGCAGCAACAAUACUCACUUCGACGCCACUUGUCAUCUGCCUGCGCGUUCUACAGGACGCCAGCAGGGAAGCAGGGAGAGGCAGAGUAAUCCGGUGAGAACGUUUAUUCCUGCGGGGCCGAGAAGUCGUAGCCCUGCGCAGUUCCGUACCAGGGGCGGGGACGUCAUUCAGCCGUCCACGUUUGACCCUACUGUCACUAGGCGGCUUAACAUCUCCGGACGACGAACCGACGGAGGCCAGCAAUGUCUACUGUGUGCUAGUAGAGUUUCGCAGGGCCACACGCGUACAAAUAGCCGGAGAUGUAACGCUAAUCCCUCAAUUCCUAGGGGGUGUGACCAAUGCAGCAGUUGGGGAGUGCAGUGUAUAGUUGAUGGAGCAGCUCUUCCACCUACGGUAUCCAACUCCGCCGGCACUACACGGGACCAGGCCCAUUAUUCUCAUUGCGAUGUGUGUGUUCGAUAUGGCAGACCCUGCGACCGGAAACGGCCGUGCGACUCCUGUGUCAUCUUUGGAGUGGCAUGUCACGGCGGAGCUGUUAAGGGGACAUUUCAUCGAGGAGUUCCCGGUGACGACCAGCCCCUAUACUACUUGAGAACCGGGUUCGGAGACGGUGGUGUCUUUACCUAUCCCGCUUCAAGAUCAGCUCGUCGUCCUGCGUUACCUCUAGACUAUCAUCUCCAAUACCAGCCCUCGAACGGAUAUUCAGGGGUUGGUCUCGGUUAUGUGGAUGUGCAUAGGCAGCCGCUCCGGAUACCACCACCUCCUCAAGGACAGCAAGUGAACUACCCGGUACCACCAGCUCCUCAGCCAUUGCCGCCGAACGUUCCAGAUGUUCCAGAACAGGAACCAGGCGAUCCUGCUAUUCAACUAGGCACACCGAUUUAUUCUCCAUUGAAUAUUGCACAGCCGAUACCAGAAACUCCUGGCAACCAGAUCCCUUCACCGUCGAAUUUCCCAUCAUCAGCUUCGGCACCCCCUCUUCAGCCGACGGAGCAGGUCCCGCAGUUUGACAAUUCGGUAUUUGAUUUACCAUUCGAGCAUCCUGAUUUUUCGGGACCGGUAGCAGAACCCUCUGUUGUUCCGCAAGACUCGCAGGGAUAUGUAUCACCAUCUGACAUAUUGAAAUCGCCCUCUAGUUUUGCAGGACCGUCACUAGGAUCGCCUUUACACCAGGGUGGAUCGUCUGCUUUCCCACAAGGCCAUACGGGAUCUGGUGAACAAGGACUGACCGAGCAGGAGUUGAACGAAUUGCUUUCUUCCUGGACAAAUGAUAAUGCGAUACCAAACGAGUCCCCGCAUCAAACGCAACCUGAUAACUCUCAACAGCAGGCCGGACAUGGCUCACCAGCGAAUCACGGCGCUCAACCGAUCAACUUUGAUUCGCCCCCGGGACCUAACCCCCCAUCCCCAUUCUUUAUCGAUGAGCCUCCACCAGUUGACUGGCCCGCUGUAGAAGACCAGUCUCCCCCGUCAUACGUGCCGCCCGAAUGGAAUACUACCGAGUAUUUUGAUAUGUUUGGUGGUUCGUCCGAGGCGGGACCUAGCGGAACCCAGGGGUAA